Molecule: messenger RNA, 369 nt
Organism: Paramuricea clavata
Lineage: Eukaryota; Metazoa; Cnidaria; Anthozoa; Malacalcyonacea; Plexauridae
Source: the annotation of a GenBank genome assembly
AUGAAAGAUUCUAUCGAAUUCGUACACGCGGAAGUGAUAGAUUUGAAGAAAGAAAACGAAAGCCGCAAAGCAGGAGAAACAAAAAUGGACGAGAGAGUUAAAAAAUUGGAAGAUUUGAAUACAACACUAAGAAAUCGCGUCAUUGACCUCCAAACAAGGUCGAUGCGCGACAACUUGAUAUUUUAUAAUAUCAAGGAAUCGAAAGAUGAAAAUGUGACCGAUAUCAUACACAAUGUAUUGGAAAAUCAAUUGGAGCUUGAAAACGCGAAAAGUUCAGUGAAAAUUGAUCAUCGCGCACACAGAUUGGGAAAACAAGAUCCGCGCUCAGCAAGACCACGAGCCAUUGUGUGCAAGCUAAACAUUUUUUAA